This is a messenger RNA of Myxocyprinus asiaticus (Chinese sucker), 524 nucleotides long. RefSeq lists its product as uncharacterized. The record is from RefSeq and is a predicted model, not a curated record. Bases 39 to 479 code for a protein of 146 amino acids. Lineage: Eukaryota; Metazoa; Chordata; Actinopteri; Cypriniformes; Catostomidae. Gene Ontology annotation, molecular function: cysteine-type peptidase activity. The transcript is spliced from 6 exons. Gene Ontology annotation, biological process: proteolysis.
GCAUUGUGAAUGACAAUCACCACUUGACAGUUGUGAUUAUGCUGCCAUCCCAAAGGAGGGCUUUGUCCCUUGAUCCCAUGGGAGAAAUUUCUUCAAAUCUGAAAAGGUGCCAGGAUGUUACAAGGGCUUUUUUGCAACACAAGGGAUGCAAUGUGUCAAGAUGGUCUUGCAGUACGCUGCCUCACCCAAAGCAAAAAGAUGGCACAUCAUGUGGUGUCUUUGCUUUGAAAUUUGCAGAAUUUGUACUCAGAGAGGAGCCAAUUGUUUUUCUUAAUACGGCAGAGGGAGUGGAAGAAUUGAGGAAAGCAACAGCUGUCACUCUUCUACAAAACAGUGAUGACCUUAGCCAGCUGAGCCAUGCCUGUGGAGAAGAAAGUGGAGAUUAUAACUGGAUUGCCUGUGACUCCUGCAAUCGUUGGUACCACCAAUCAUGCGUCCAGGGGAAAUCAAAUGUGUAUUUUCUGUGUGCUGCCUGUUAAAAUUCUGCUGACAUGAAGAACACAUACAAAGAUGCUUGUGUAAAU